UUAUUUUUUUAUUUGAAACGGAAAUCCUGGGGUUUUAUAUAUCGACAGGGACCUGGAAGCCAAAGGACGCAUGCGCCCCAGACGCCUUCUCGCUCGCGCACGCGCGCUGAGAGCAGUCUCUCGCUGGCUGUUUCUUGGAGCAGCCAUGGGGAAGGUGAAUGUGGCCAAGCUGCGCUACCUGUCACGGGACGACUUCAGGGUUCUGACCGCGGUCGAAAUGGGCAUGAAGAACCAUGAAAUAGUUCCUUGCAGUUUGAUCGCCUCCAUAGCCAGCCUUAAACAUGGUGGUUGUAAUAAGAUUUUGAGAGAACUGGCAAAACAUAAGCUCUUAGCUUAUGAACGAACUAAAACUGUCCAAGGCUAUCGGUUAACAAAUGGAGGUUAUGAUUACCUUGCUUUGAAAGCACUUUCUUCAAGACAGGUGGUAGACUCUGUUGGAAACCAGAUGGGUGUUGGCAAAGAAUCAGAUAUUUAUAUUGUUGCAAAUGAAGAAAAGAAGCAGUUUGCACUGAAGCUUCACAGACUAGGAAGGACUUCAUUCCGUAAUUUGAAAAACAAACGUGAUUACCACAAGCACAGACAUAAUAUGUCAUGGCUUUAUUUAUCCCGUUUGUCUGCCAUGAAGGAAUUUGCCUAUAUGAAGGCACUCUAUGAGAGGAAAUUCCCAGUUCCAAAACCAAUCGAUUAUAAUCGACAUGCAGUUGUCAUGGAACUCAUAAAUGGUUACCCUUUGUGCCAGGUACAUCAUAUUGAAGAUCCUGCAGCAGUAUAUAAUGAAGCAAUGGAACUAAUUAUUAAACUUGCUAAUCAUGGACUAAUUCAUGGUGAUUUCAAUGAAUUCAAUCUAAUGCUGGAUAAAGAUGACCACAUAACCAUGAUUGACUUCCCACAAAUGGUCUCAACGUCUCAUCCAAAUGCAGAAUGGUACUUUGACAGAGAUGUUAAAUGCAUCCGAGAUUUCUUCAUAAGACGUUUCAAUUAUGAAAGUGAACUUUAUCCAGCCUUUGGAGAUAUCAGGAAGGAGGACUCUCUUGAUGUAGAAAUUUCUGCCAGUGGAUAUACAAAAGAAAUGCAGGAAGAUGAUGAACUACUUCAUCCACUAGGUCCUGAUGAUGAGAGUCUUGAAACAGAUGAACGAUCUGAAUAUCCUUCAUCACUUGAAGAACUGACAGAGAAGGUAAAGACUUCUGAGUUGGAAAAUGGAAGAAACUUCAUAGAUAAGUCAGAUGAUGAUUGUAAAAUGAACUCUUCUGAAGACCUGGUACAAAGGAAUACACAUGUGCUGUCUGAGGAUGAGGAUAGUGCACAGUGUUUGGAAAUGACUGAAUUCAGUCAUUCAUUAGGAGAAAUUCAGGGAGAGAUUGUUGAAGGAAAGAAGAGAAGUUGCAUGAAGCAUUCUGCGACUGAUUUUCGAGAAGAGGAAAACAGCACUGAAAAUAUCACCGAGGGAGAAGAUCAACUGCUUCAAGGAGAAGUUCCUCCUGAUUGUCAGGAAUAUGAAGAUGAAUGCCCUGAUCUGGUUAACUUGUCAGCAUUAAACAAAGAACUCAGGCCUUUCAGGGAUGAAAACAUGGAACAAAUUAAUCACCAUAGAACAAGAACUGAGAGUGUUACUUCUGUAGGCAGUAUUGUAAGCUGUUCCACGAUUCCUCCGGAACUGGUGAAACAGAAGGUGAAACGUCAGUUGACCAAACAACAAAAAGCUAUAGUGAGACGACGGUUACAGAAGGGAGAGGCAAAUAUUUAUACCAAGCAAAGGAGAGAAAACGCCUACAACAUUAAGUCAAGCUUAGAAGCAGCUAGUUUUUGGGGAUAAUUAUUGAAACUUUUUUCUAAAAGUGUAGUUUUUAAAAUAUUGGAGGGAAAGUGUUAUCUUGAAGAUCCUAUUUUUCUGUAAUUUUUGGUUAUGUAAAUGUGUGUAUAUGUAUAGCUGGCCACUCUGCCUUUUCUAAUAGGAAACUCUAUUUUGAAGUAAUUAAUUUUUUCAAGAGAACACUUACCAAAAAUUUUUGCCAGUUUAAUGAAUGGUAACUUUCUGAAAGUCAUUUGGAGCAAUAUUACAUAUACUGAAUUGUCAUAUUUGAGCCUUUGGUAACUAGAGCAUUUCAAUGCCGUGGAAGUUUGACAAAGAAAAUAUAUUCUAAAUACCCAGCUGAAAUAUGCCCUUAGAGUAAUAGAGUCACCGACUCCUCAGAGUUAAAUUCAUCUCGUCUGAGCUGGACCUUUACAACAUCCCCAGCAAGUCAUUCAUACUUGAAGCCUACAAAUAAGUUUUGACAUAACCACAAGAACUUCUCAAGUUACUCUGUUUCUUUGAAGUUAUUUGCAAUUAUAAACUUCUAUACAAGUGUGACCUAAGAAUAAGAGACAAUAAAAGUAUUAUGUGUCUUAUGUGUGUGGGACAAGAACCAUGUCUGUGUAACUCACAUGACUACUACCUACUAUUGACUAGAUCAUCAACACCUAGUUAUUGAGUGCAUCUGUACAAGGGGCAGCAUUGGGCAUGUGGUAGCCUAACUGUAAGUGGAAAUAUCAAUCAAUAAACACCUACUCCAUGCCUGGAACUAUGCUAGGCACUGAGGAUUACUGAGGGGAGAAAUCAUUGUGGAAUAGGGCUCACCUUUCUCAUCACUUGCACCAACAGCUGACCAGCUGCCACCAACAUAUGGACAGCACAAGAGUCCUGGGAGUGGCAGCAUACCCACCCCCUACACCAACAGUCUUCCUGGAAUUCUAGCCAUUCCCACCAACAGCCACUCACAGGACAGGCAAGCCAGCCUGCUUGAGGCAACAGAGUACGUUAGGAAAGAAACAACCCAGCAUGUGCAGACAAGUCAAACCACCACGACCACCUUAACCAUCAGCUCCACCUAGACCCCGUAGACACAGCCUAAGAACCUGAAGAUUGAGAAAAGAAAGUUAUUGUCUCCAGAGUCCUCCGCACUGGCAAAUGGUUCAACAUCAAAAACUGGUAUUUUUAUCAGUGGAAGUGACAUUUAAAAAGAGACAUUACCAUCUGUUUUGUUGGGACCUUUCAAUCAGACUUGCCACUGAAAACCCUCCCGUAUGUGUUAAAUGUGUCCACCAUUAGAAUGUGACCCCUUGAGAGCAGGAACUGUCUUUUCUCUUUGUAUCCCUGGAGCUUAACCACAGCUUUGCACAUAUAAGUACUUCAUUCAUUUAUACAAAGUCCAAGAAAAGAAAUAAUCCCUGUAAGCAGAUGGAUAGAUGCUAAAUUAAAUACAUUUGAUUUUGAUGACCUAUGUUGCCUUGUAGACAAGGUAGUGGUAGGAGCUGCCAACAAAAAAAUCAAAAAAUAAAAACCACCAAAUGAUAGUAUCACUUAGUUUUUUAAAUUGCUGACAUGAUAAUUUCAUGGCAAAAUUGUUUAAUAGAACCAAAAGAACUUAGUUGUAAUCCAGAUGAAAGUAAUUGUUUUUUAAACUAUAUAAUCCAAAAGAGAAAAUAAAUGUGAUUUCAUGCUCAA
This is a messenger RNA of Phascolarctos cinereus (koala), 3487 nucleotides long. RefSeq names its product RIO kinase 2 (gene RIOK2). NCBI's taxonomy places the organism in Eukaryota, Metazoa, Chordata, Mammalia, Diprotodontia, Phascolarctidae. Gene Ontology annotation, biological process: protein phosphorylation; maturation of SSU-rRNA. Gene Ontology annotation, cellular component: cytosol; nucleus; preribosome, small subunit precursor. Gene Ontology annotation, molecular function: ATP binding; protein serine/threonine kinase activity. The record is from RefSeq and is a predicted model, not a curated record.